This is a messenger RNA of Sclerotinia borealis F-4128, 648 nucleotides long. Lineage: Eukaryota; Fungi; Ascomycota; Leotiomycetes; Helotiales; Sclerotiniaceae. The record is from the annotation of a GenBank genome assembly.
AUGUCAACAAUUCUCUUCACAACAUUCGCUUGCGGACACGAAGAACGUUCAUCAACCCGCAUCGGCACUGAGCGAGGAACGGGAUUGGGUGGCAUGAUCCGGCGAAUAAACAGCAAAAAAUCAACUGGACCUGUGAGAGCAGAUUCAGCACUGUUUUGUUCAGCCUGUCGGAAGAAUUCAACUCCACACAUGCCAUCUCUCAGACGAAGCAACUCAACGAAUUCCCACAAGUCAUUCCGAGGGGCAGACGAGGGAGAACCUCUAGAAGACCACCCGCAUCCGCUCAGAUCUCAUCCAAUCAUUCGCCCGAUCACUCAUCGUUCGAUCAAUCCGCGCCAGUUCACUCCUGCGCCGGAGUCCGAAGAACCUGACAACGACGAUGCAAACCCAUUUGCCAAUAAGUUUGCUGACUUCUCCUGGUACGGACCGCAUGAUUUCACACGCAAGCACCCGAGUGAAGUGAAAGAAGAGGAUCUCGACCGUGAAACAAUUCCGAUCACUCAUUCGUUGGGGAGCACCGUGUCACCGAGUCAUCCUGAACCUGACUGGUCACUUCCAGAAUCAGAAUCCACACCUAAAGUUGCCAGACAACCAAGUAAAGUAGGUAGAAUUGUGCGUGAAAUCGAGAAGAAGUCGAAGACAGAGUGA